This is a messenger RNA of Lecanosticta acicola, 710 nucleotides long. Lineage: Eukaryota; Fungi; Ascomycota; Dothideomycetes; Mycosphaerellales; Mycosphaerellaceae. The record is from the annotation of a GenBank genome assembly.
AUGCAGGUGGCAACCUUGGAUCAAUACUUCUCGAUAGGCCAAAGGUACUGGUUUGCAAGCACAAGACUUUUCGUUGCGAUGCCUCCUGCAGUAGACCUCAAGUCAUCGUCCAUACUCAUCGUUGGUUGCGGUACUUGGGGUGCUUCUACCGCAUUGCAACUCGCCCGGAGAGGGUACAAGAAUGUGACUGUCCUCGAUUCGCAUGAGAUUCCUUCGGCAAUCUCGGCAGGAAACGAUAUCGACAAGAUAGUAGGUCAUGCUGGAAGCCGGACGCUUGCACCUACUGACGAGUUCCUCAGAAGGGGUACCAGGACAUCGAAUCAAGUGACGGCGGCGAGGAUGAGACGUGGGUAAGAAGUCAUGUGUCCUCAGAAGCAACCAAGGCUUGGGAUAGCGAUCCGGUCUUCAAGCCGUUCUACCAUGAAACGGGAUACGUGAUGGCCGCGAGUCAGCCCAAGCAUAUCCAGGAGCUCUACGAAGAGGAGCAACCAACGGUCGAACGAGGGUAUGUCGAGCUCAACACAGCAGAAGACUUCCGGAAGACCAUGCCGCAAGGUGUCCUGACGGGUGACUUCCCGAAUUGGAAAGGCUGGUUCAAGAAAGAUGGCUGCGGCUGGGUGCACGCUCGCAAGGCUCUUGUGGCCGCUGCGCUUGAGGCUCGCAGAUUAGGCGCGAAGUUGAUCACCGGUAGUCCGUACGGAGCAGCAUGA